This is a messenger RNA of Dictyostelium discoideum AX4, 201 nucleotides long. Its product is annotated as ubiquinol-cytochrome-c reductase subunit. The transcript is spliced from 2 exons. Gene Ontology annotation, biological process: mitochondrial electron transport, ubiquinol to cytochrome c. NCBI's taxonomy places the organism in Eukaryota, Evosea, Eumycetozoa, Dictyosteliales, Dictyosteliaceae. The record is from RefSeq and is a predicted model, not a curated record. The coding region runs from base 1 to 201 and encodes 66 amino acids. Gene Ontology annotation, cellular component: membrane; mitochondrial inner membrane; respiratory chain complex III.
AUGUCAAACGCCCUCACCAACAUUUUCUAUAAAUAUGUUGCAAGAAGAAACUCCACUUGGAUGGCUGGUGCCAUUCUUGGUGCUUUCGUUUUAGAUUCAACUGUUAGCGGUGCUGUUAACACUUUUUUCGAUUCAGUAAACAAAGGUAAAUUAUGGAAAGACGUUUAUGCUGAAAGAGUCAAGAAAGGAAUUUCACAAUAA